AUGCCGGCGUCUCUGGCCGACAAGACGCAUCUAUACCAGUAAGGAAGACAACGAGACAGAGCACUUACAGACAACGGUUAGAGGGUGGGCACAUGGUCCCUGUGUGUGUGUGUGUGCAGGCGUAUCGUCAAGGUGAAGAGAGCAUUGGAGAUGAAGGGCGUUCGGGUCGAUGUGAGGAAUGGGGAAGACGGGACAUCCCCCUCUUCGUGCUACAUCUAUGACGCCGAGGAGGACGAGGAGGUCCACGUGGACGAAAUGAUGCCGUCUUCGGUCAUCUGGGACGCGUUCGGCGCCACGCCUACCGCGUCUGUGGCCCCCGGCGCAUCGGUACGCAUCAAUCCUCUCCCUACGCCUAACCGCUCGCCCGCUCAUGGCGACGAGGCGCCCGUCCCGGACGACGACAUCAAGAUUCUCAUCACGAGGUCCGUCGCACGCGCUCAACUCAAAGACGGCAACAGUGCCAUCUCUCUCUCUCUCUCUCUCUGUGUGUGUGUGUGUGUGUGUGUGCAGGCGUAUCGUCAAAGAUGUAACAUUGGAGAUGAAGGGCAUUCGAGUCGAUGUGAGGGAGGGGGAAGACGGGACAUCCCCCUCUUCGUGCUACAUCUAUGACGCCGAGGAGGACGAGGAGGUCCACGUGGACGAAAUGAUGCCGUCUUCGGUCAUCUGGGACGCGUUCGGCGCCACGCCUACCGCGUCUGUGGCCCCCGGCGCAUCGGUACGCAUCAAUCCUCUCCCUACGCCUAACCGCUCGCCCGCUCAUGGCGACGAGGCGCCCGUCCCGGACGACGACAUCAAGAUUCUCAUCACGAGGUUCGUCGCACGCGCUCAACUCAAAGACGGCAACAGUGCCAUCUCUCUCUCUCUCUCUGUGUGUGUGUGUGUGUGUGUGUUUGGGUUGACCCAUGCCUCAGUUGGCGGAGUCAGAGGAUGCUCCGUCAUGCGCACGAGGCCCUCGACAACAUCAGCCGCCAUCUUGCCCGGGUCCCUGGCCCCUGCAGACCUCUUCACAUCGAGCUGAUCCUCAGGGAGGGCCAGGAUAUGAUCAAUGAGCUGCUCAUCGACCUGUCCAACGGGGAGCUGGAGAGGGAGUACCAGACCGCCUUGAACUUGCACUUCUCGUGAGUGGAGACGACACACACGGACGGUGUAUCUGUGUUUCUGUGUUUGUGUGUGUGUGUGUGGUGAAUGCAGUCUGCAGAAGGAGCUCGAGAGUCUGCAGAAGGAGCUCGAGGUUCUGCAGGAGAAGGGCGAGAUUGGGGAGCAGGACAAGAAGUGCCAUGACUUGAAGAAGCGUUUGGAUCUGCUGGUGCACAUCAGCAAGGACGGCGCCCAGCACUUGGAGCAGCUGACCAAGCGUGCCAGAGACUUCCGCGUCAUCUUGGAGGACGCUGUUGGCGCGCUCGCGAGGACCAGCCGAGCGGACCAGGCGGACAUACAGCAGUAAGCCAAUUCAAUAGACGUGGGACACUGCCAAAUCUCUCGUCUGUGCGUCUAUGGGGGGUUGGUGUUCAGCAUUUCGCAGAAGGUGCAAGUGCAGCAGCAGCCGGGCAUGACAGCGUCCGGCCCGUCAGCAUCGCCGGCCAGCAGUGAGUCGCCCUCAGACACCACGCAGCAGCAGGGAGGGGCUGGGGGCGGCGGGGAUCCUCCGUCGCAGCUCGAAAACGAGUAUCGCAAGCUCAUGGGCCUGCACUUCAUGUGAGAGAACAUAGAGACACACACGGCCGAAUGGAUGGCAGUCACGUCUGUGUGUGGAGGGUGUAUGCAGUCGUGUCACCGAUGAGGAGGAGCGUCAGCUGAUUGAGAAGCACAUCAAGGAGUGCCAUGACGCGGGCCGUUUGGAUCGGCUGGUCGGCAUCAGCCGGGACGUCGAGCACCACUUGGCUGCCGCCCAUCACAGUCCUGCCGCGGCAUCACAGUCCUGCCGCGGCAUCACAGUCAAGAGGCUGCACCUCUUCUGGCUGCGGAGGGAGCUGGAAAGGGCACAGCGCAGAUGGAGAGAGCAAUUAAGAUCGGAGCGAGGCUGA
This is a messenger RNA of Vitrella brassicaformis, 2024 nucleotides long. Lineage: Eukaryota; Vitrellaceae. The record is from the annotation of a GenBank genome assembly.